GAGUGAGGCGAGAGCCCCGCACAGAGCGAGAGAGACAGCGAGCUGAGCUUCGGGCGCUGCCGCCGCCGCCGGUGAGAGCGAGUGAGUGAGCGAGCGAGCAUCCGAGAGACCCGGCACCCGUGCACUGGCCGCCGCCGAGACCUUCGCCGCAGCCCGGGCCAUCGGGAGCCGCGGCCGCCGUCUGCUCCCCCCCUUACCUUCCCGGCCGGCAGCGGCUGCUGCACACGCCGAAGCCGGAGCCCCAGCCAGAGCCGGAGCCAGAGCCGGAGCCGGAGCCCGCGGCCGGGGGGCAGGGAGGCGGCUGCCGCCGGUCGGGACUCGUAGCUGCUCAGCCGGGAGAGGACGCCCGCGAGGGGCUGGGCUUUCUGCCUCGCCCCGGAGUGUGGGGCGAAGGACCCCCCGAGGUGUAGGGAGGGGGUCCCGGCCGCCGCGACACAUGCGGGAGCCGGGAGCGGGGGCGGCGCCGAUCCGAGCCCGCCGGGUCCCCAGCCUUGCCGCCGUCCAGACCGGCCGCCCGGGGCCGUAGCAUCCCAUAGCGGAGUGUAUGAACCGGGGCCCCCAGCCCAGGAGCCACCUCCGGGCCGGGGGGGCGGGGACCCCGAUGUGAAACGGCCGCGGCGGCGUGGUGAGCGGCCCGGGCGCCGCUGUCCUCUCCUUCCCCUCCCCUCCCCUUCACCCCCUCUGGGGGGCUUCUCCUUGGGCCCGCCGCCGCACCCCGGCUCCUCGGCGGGACUCCAGGAGUUCUCGGCGCCCCCUCCCCGCCCCAGCCCCCCAGGGCUGCGGGGCCGGGGGGGACUCGGGGGGCCGGCUGUAGCCUCCGCCCAGAGGAAACUUUACCCAAACAAAAUCUUCGAGCUUUCUGAUUGUGACUGUCCCGGGACAAGUGGCCCAGGACGGGCUGAAGCCACAGCCUGCAGAGACCCAGGAAGAGAAAAAGCGGUGAGCGGGGCUGCUGCCGCUGCCGCCGCCGCCGCCUCAGCUUCUAUCCCGGCAGCGCGGAAGAGACCCGGGUAGCUGCUCGGUGGAGCGACGCUAGCACCGCUUCUUAGUUCCGCGCCUAGCCUUCCGCAGCUGCCCGCCUCAGCCCGAAGGAGGAAGGGAGCCAGCCACAUUGUCAGCGCCACCGCUCGUCUCUGAAGCGGGACCAGAGUGGAGUUUCCAGGACCCAUAUCAGAGCGCUCACGACAGCCUGUAACUCCAUUCCCAGAAGACCCAACGCUCUUUUGGCUUCCAAGGAUAACCCCUGUCCACAAUGAAAUCUCUGCUAUCAACGAGACUUUUAAAAGGCUCUCUAAAUAUUUGGUACGAGAAUUUCUUCUCUUUAUAUCUUUUGUGAUCCCUCUACACAUUGUGUCUAGGCAAUCAGAAUGUGAAAAUCUUUGCAUCUUCUGAUAGUCUAGCCAAGGUCCAAGAAGUAGCAAGCUGGCUUUUGGAAAUGAAUCAGGAACUGCUCUCUGUGGGCAGCAAAAGACGACGAACUGGAGGCUCUCUGAGAGGGAAUGCUUCCUCAAGCCAGGUUGAUGAGGAGCAGAUGAAUCGCGUGGUUGAGGAGGACCCACAGCAGCAGCCGAGACAUCAGGAGGAGGAGCACACUGCGCGGAAUGGUGAACUUGUGGGUGCAGACCCUAGGCCUGGAGCCCAGAACGAUUCCCAGCAAGGACAAGUGGAAGAAAAUAAUAACCGCUUUGUUUCAGUAGAUGAGGACUCUUCGGGAAACCAGGAAGAGCAGGAGGAAGAUGAAGAACAUGCUGGGGAACAGGAGGAGGAAGAGGAGGAGGAGGAAGAGGAGGAGGAGAUGGACCAGGAGAGUGAUGAUUUUGACCAGUCUGAUGACAGUAGCAGGGAAGAUGAACAUACUCACAAUAGCAAUGUCACAAACUGCAGUAGUGUCGUGGACCUGCCCAUCAACCAGCUCUCCUCCCCAUUCUAUACCAAGACAACAAAAAUGAAAAGAAAGUUGGACCAUGGCUCUGAGGUCCGUUCCUUUUCUUUGGGAAAGAAACCAUGCAAAGUCUCAGAUUAUACCAGUACCACUGGGCUUGUACCAUGUUCAGCAACACCAACAACUUUUGGGGACCUGAGAGCAGCCAAUGGGCAAGGGCAGCAACGGCGGAGGAUUACAUCUGUGCAGCCGCCCACAGGCCUCCAAGAGUGGCUGAAAAUGUUUCAGAGCUGGAGUGGACCAGAGAAGUUGCUGGCCUUAGAUGAGCUCAUCGAUAGCUGUGAACCCACACAAGUGAAGCACAUGAUGCAAGUGAUCGAGCCCCAGUUCCAGCGAGACUUCAUCUCCUUGCUCCCCAAAGAGCUGGCACUCUAUGUACUUUCAUUCCUGGAACCCAAAGACCUGCUGCAAGCGGCUCAGACGUGUCGAUACUGGAGGAUUUUGGCUGAGGAUAACCUUCUCUGGAGAGAGAAAUGUAAAGAAGAGGGGAUUGAUGAACCGUUGCACAUCAAGAGAAGAAAAAUAAUAAAACCAGGUUUCAUACACAGCCCAUGGAAGAGUGCAUACAUCAGACAGCACAGAAUUGAUACAAACUGGAGACGAGGAGAACUCAGAUCUCCUAAGGUGCUGAAAGGGCAUGAUGAUCAUGUGAUUACGUGCCUACAGUUUUGUGGUAACCGCAUAGUUAGUGGUUCUGAUGACAACACUUUAAAAGUUUGGUCAGCGGUCACGGGUAAGUGUCUGAGGACGUUAGUGGGACACACCGGUGGAGUGUGGUCUUCACAGAUGAGAGACAAUAUCAUCAUUAGUGGAUCUACUGACCGGACUCUCAAAGUGUGGAAUGCAGAGACUGGAGAGUGUAUACAUACGUUAUAUGGGCACACUUCCACUGUACGGUGUAUGCAUCUCCAUGAAAAAAGGGUUGUGAGCGGUUCUCGAGAUGCCACUCUCAGGGUUUGGGAUAUUGAGACCGGCCAGUGUUUACACGUCUUGAUGGGCCAUGUGGCAGCAGUCCGCUGUGUUCAGUAUGAUGGCAGGAGGGUUGUUAGUGGAGCAUAUGAUUUUAUGGUGAAGGUGUGGGAUCCAGAGACCGAGACCUGUCUACACACGUUACAGGGACACACUAAUAGAGUCUAUUCGUUACAGUUUGACGGCAUCCAUGUGGUGAGUGGAUCUCUUGAUACUUCAAUCCGAGUCUGGGAUGUGGAGACAGGGAAUUGCAUUCACACGCUAACAGGACACCAGUCGUUAACAAGUGGAAUGGAACUCAAAGACAAUAUUCUGGUUUCUGGGAAUGCAGAUUCUACAGUUAAAAUCUGGGAUAUCAAAACAGGACAGUGUUUACAGACAUUGCAAGGUCCCAGCAAGCAUCAGAGCGCUGUGACCUGCUUACAGUUCAACAAGAACUUUGUAAUUACCAGCUCAGACGAUGGAACGGUAAAACUCUGGGACUUGAAAACGGGUGAAUUUAUCCGAAACCUAGUCACAUUGGAGAGUGGGGGGAGUGGGGGAGUCGUGUGGCGGAUCAGGGCCUCAAACACGAAGCUGGUGUGUGCAGUUGGGAGUCGCAAUGGGACUGAGGAGACCAAGCUGCUGGUGCUGGACUUUGAUGUGGACAUGAAAUGAAAAGCAGACAAGAUGAAUUUUGUCCGACUGUGUAGACAAUAUACUCCCUGUCCUUCCCCUACAUAACAAACAAACAAACAAACAAAAAAAUGAAAAAAAAAAAAAAAAAAAAAAAAAAAAAAAAAAAAAAAAAGGAAAAAAAAUCCCUUGUACUCAGUGGUGCAGGAUGUUGGCUUGGGACAACAGACUGAAAAGACCUACAGACUAAGGAGGUAAGAAGAGACAAGAGACCGUAACUGACCGGAGGCGGCAGCUGUCGCAUCACCCAAAGGCCUCACUUCUGACUGAGGGGCAGCUUGGCAAAAGGAGACUCUAAACCCAACCAGGUGCAAUUGUUCUUUAUUUUCUUCUCCAGUGGUCACUGGGCAGAGCUUCAUCAGCGUUGUUACCGUCACCAAGGAGGAGUGGUGGUGAUCUCCAAACACGGGCUGGUUAUCUUCCAAUCAGAGCAUCUGCAACAAAAAGUCAUCUUUCUGAAGUGGAAAAGCUUAAAUUACUGUGAAUUGUUUGUGUACAGUUACCAUGAAGCAUUCUUUUUCUUUUUCUUUUCUUUUUUUUUCCUUUUUCUUUUUUCUUUUCUUUUUUUUUUUUUUCUUUUUUUUUCUUUUUUUUUUUUUGCCAACCAUUGCCAAUGUCAAUCAAUCACAGUAUUAGCCUCUGUUAAUCUAUUUACUGUUGCUUCUAUAUACACUCUUCAAUGCAUAUGUUGCUCAAAGAUGGCAAGUUGUCCUGGGUUCUGUGAGUCCUGAGAUGGAUUUAAUUCUUGAUGCUGGUGCUAGAAGUAGGUCUUCAAAUACGGGAUCGUUGUCCCACCCCUGUACUGUACUCCCAGUGGCCAAACUUAUUUAUGCUGCUAAAUGAAAGAAAGAAAAAGCAAAUUAUUUUUUUUUUUUAUUUUUUUUCUGCUGUGACGUUUUAGUCCCAGACUGAAUUCCAAAUUUGCUCUAGUUUGGUUACAGAAAAAAAAAAAAAGACUUUUUUGCCACUGAAACUUGAGCCAUCUGUGCCUCUAAGAGGCUGAGAAUGGAAAAGUUUCAGAUAAUAAAGAGUGAAGUUUGCCUGCAAAUAAAGAAUCGAGAGUGUGUGCAAAGCUUAUUUUCUUUUAUCUGGGCAAAAAUUAAAACACAUUCCUUGGGACAGAGCCUGAGGUGCCUGUUCUGUGGAGAAACUUCUUUUUGAGGGCUGUGGUGAAUGGAUGAACAUACAUAGUAAAACUGACAAGAUAUUUUAAAGAUAUAUAUAAUACAAAACAAAAGGAAGUUGCUGGUCAGUCGUACCAUCGUACAGUAUUUGGGAAAACAACUGUUACAGUUUCAUUGCUCUGAGUGACUGACGUGAGAGGAAUUCGCUCUGCAGUGCCGCUGUCGCUCCCGUGCCAGCGCGUGGAGCGAGCGAGCGGGGUCAGAUGGUCCGCCUCAUUCACCAGGAGCCGUAACUCAAGCUGAACUGUGAAAGUGGUUAACACUGUAUCCUAGGCCGUCUUUUUUUUUCCUCCUCCUGUUUAUUUUUUUGUUUGUUUUAUUUAUAGUCUGAUUUAAAACAAUCAGAUUCCAGUUGGUUAAUUUUAGUUAUGUAACAACCUGACAAGAUGGAGGAAAACAACCUGUAAAGGGAUUGUGUCUAUGGUUUGAUUCACUUAGAAAUUUUAUUUUCUUAUAACUUAAGUGCAAUAAAAUGUGUUUUUUCAUGUUA
Molecule: messenger RNA, 5260 nt
Organism: Rattus rattus (black rat)
Lineage: Eukaryota; Metazoa; Chordata; Mammalia; Rodentia; Muridae
Gene: Fbxw7
Product: F-box and WD repeat domain containing 7
Exons: 15
Coding region: 1436-3568 (710 amino acids)
Biological process (GO): ubiquitin recycling; proteasome-mediated ubiquitin-dependent protein catabolic process
Cellular component (GO): nucleus; cytoplasm
Molecular function (GO): ubiquitin binding
Source: RefSeq, a predicted model, not a curated record